CAGCAGAAAAGGCUAGUCGGAGCGAUUUCUCAUUCUGUCCCGCUCUCAGCCUCUCAGGACGCCUUCAUCUCAUCUGACCUGCUGCCUACAUUCAUCCUCGGUCUUCACUGGAGGAUGCGUUGAGGUUCCUCGAGACGAGAGAUCGCGCUCCUACGGGAAGCAACAAGAUUAUGCAGAUACAGUUGAAGUGCAGUUGUGGAGAAGGAAACUGCCUUGAAUGGGCAAUUAUUGAAUUGCAAGGUGUGGUUGAAGUCCAACCGGGCUUCCAGGACCAAUUACAGGACCUCGAAAUUGGUCGGCUGUGUCGUCCUUCUCAGGACACCUACACUUUUACUGUUGGAUAUCAUGAACUGACUGGAUCAAAAGUUCCUCUGAAGAAACCUCUUGUGGUGCUGAAGAAAAUAAAACACUUACGCAUGGAGGAAAGUAGUGAUGUUAAUUCGUCCAGUUCUUCCGAGGUAGAGCUUGAAGUUAUUGGAAUCAUCAGGCACCGGAUAUUGUUCAAGACCAGACCAAAGGCCCUUAUAUCACGACCGCCGCCAGUUGUGAAGGAAAGAAACCAUGCAGAGGGAUCGGUUGCAUCAGGUUAACCAUGAAGCUUUGAGCCUCUGAGCGGGAGGAGAAAAAAAAAAUCAUGACGCUGCAAGCUUGUUGCUCUGCAAAGUUUGUGUGUAUCAUCAUGAACUGCCUAUAGUCCAGCGAUCAAAUUUGUGCUAAAACCUUGUUCUGUCGAGUAAGAGAGGUAACCUGGAUUUAUCCCUGAGUUUUGAGGAAACAACAGGGCAAGCAACUUGAAUUUCAUGCUC
Molecule: messenger RNA, 806 nt
Organism: Punica granatum (pomegranate)
Lineage: Eukaryota; Viridiplantae; Streptophyta; Magnoliopsida; Myrtales; Lythraceae
Source: RefSeq, a predicted model, not a curated record